This is a messenger RNA of Cottoperca gobio, 4719 nucleotides long. RefSeq names its product coiled-coil domain containing 92Ba (gene ccdc92ba). The coding region runs from base 407 to 1306 and encodes 299 amino acids. The transcript is spliced from 4 exons. Lineage: Eukaryota; Metazoa; Chordata; Actinopteri; Perciformes; Bovichtidae. The record is from RefSeq and is a predicted model, not a curated record.
AGCUUCAUGUCUCCGUCUGUGGGCGAGGAAGAAGAAGAAGCAGACUGCGCACUUUCCUCGUAGGCUUUUUUUGCAUAUCGACGGUUUUGAAAACAUCCUCUUGUUAAUGCUGCUCGAUGUUGCAGCGGGGAGCGGUUUUGCCGGAGGACCGCGGUGCCAUGCAUCGUGUUGGUUUUGUAUUUUUACGCAGCUUUCCAGCCUCUUCGUCCUCUCAUCAAACGGCGUCACAUGCAGCUGAAAAGCACUUUAAAGCUUCAGAUAAAAUGUGUUUGGGUGAAUGCCGCAGCCGACAGGAUUUGGAGCAGCACUGGAGGCCAACAUGCCCGGAUCGGAGGAUGUUUUUAUAACGCUUGCGAAUCACAUUUAGUCGAUUUAGGGCACUUAGCACACAUUUAAAGACUCGGCCAUGGGGGAUAAGAGCAGCCUGUCUGAGCAGAUAGGGAGUGUGGAGAGGAGCGUGGUGUUUCUCAGGCAGGAGCACCUCACUUUACUCCACGGCCUCCACCGUGAGAUCCUCUCCCUGCAGAAACGAUGCUCAGAGUUGACAAGUGAUCUAGAGGUGAAGCCUCCAGGAAGAAAUCAAAUAGAGUUACAGGAGGAAGAGGAGCUCCUGGAGAACCGCUGUUGGGACGUGGAGAGCCGUUUGGCCGAGCGGGAGUGCACCUUAGGAGAGCUUCGUCAGGAGCUGAGUCUCAAAGGGGCUUUGGUGGGAGCCCUCAGAGCCAAUCUCAAGGAAAAGGAGCGCCACUUCCUGGAGGAGCUCAAACACCGCAGCCACUGUUCCACCAUCCUUAACACGGAGCUGCAGAAACAAACCGAGGCAGCAGCGUACCUCUCCUUCCAGCUGCAUGCUGCCAGGCAGAAACUGCACCACCAGCGGAUGCAGCAGAGGCAUGGACUCCUGGCCCGGGCCAACUGUCAGGGGGUUCAGUAUGGGGCCGAGCAGAACUCUGUUUCUCCACAGAUGCCGUCAGGAGCCUCCCCUUCCUCUCCUGUGGUUAAACCCAAGCGUAAGAGCGCCAGGGUGUCUUCCAGAGUGGAGCGUGGCCGAGAGUGUGUGCCCAUAGAGAAGGUGAUGGGCCCUGCAGAGCCCACAGCGAUGCCGGACCCUGCACUCUUCCUCCACCCUCGAAGGCACAGGGCUCGCAUAAGGCACGCUGCGGCACAAAGACAGCCUCCACUGGGGCUGGAGCAGGAGGAUGGGGUGGAAGGAGGUGGAGAGGGUUCAGUGGAGCUUCAGGGUGAAGCUACCAGACUGCUGACUUCAACCGCGGCGCCCCCUGCUGCUGAGACAAAAGCAGAUUAGCGAGUACUGUGACCUGCACUUUAAACUGCAGUUUGAUCACUGUAUGAUUAUGUCAGACUGUUAAUGCUGUUAACUGUCCUUCUGCACCUUGACUGAAUUGAUACUGCGACUGGUUUUAGCUCUUGAAUUAUUAUAUUACAAUUAUCGUAGACUCUUUUCUAAUAUGGACUUUGAUAUAAUCUUAAACAACUUGCAAAGCAAAACUCAAUAUGUGUCACUUUAAGUCAGUCUUAAAUGAAGUUAGAUGAAUGAUCUGUUUACACUGGUGUCACAUGCUCAGUAUUUUGUGGGGCCUUAUUUCAAAGCAACCCCUUUUUGGAUCUAUGGUGAUGGUGAGUGGCCAUUUUAGGUGGUCCAACCAGCUGUGAGCUUUCAAGGCCAACCAUAAAUCAACCAUGUGACCAAACGUUUGUGUGGCCCCCGUCUGAGACACAGCUGAAAUAUCCGAAGUGGUAUGUAAGAGUCCUCCCUGUGAAAAAAUGUUGAUUUGAAGGAGGUGUGUUCCCGUUAUAAUAUAACUUUAUAAAUACAAACGACAGCCGAUUAGAAACAAUAACUUCCGUUAAAACACAAUAGAUCCCUUUUAUCUGUAUUACACCUAUGUAUACCUUCAACACAGUAAAUAAUUAUAUCUGAUAUGCCUGAAGGUGUGAAAAUAAUUUAUCAGGACACAUCGUUCCGGUGUUGUGUCCACAACAUCCCCGAUCGUUGUGUUUCUCCUUAACCGGACCCCUUCCUUUGUCCUAACCUCAAGCGAUUAUCUCUGUAACAACUGAGCAUACGUUAACGUAACCCUAACCCCAACGCCAGAGGGCAACGCUUCAGGAAACACUAUUGUUGGGGCAAACAGACUUUGACGCGAGACCUGCCAACGGUUGAAACAGUUUGAAAUCAGUGUUCACGGUAAUAACUGCAGAUAAAUGUAGCAACGAUAAUUAUGCUUUAGUUAGAUUUCCCUGAUACAAAUAAACUAACUAUGGGCGACCAUAGUGACCAAAAAACAAACUUUAAAGUUAGAUCACAAUUUGAACUCUACUAACUGAACUCCUUGUUGUGUGUUAUUGUUUCAUUAAUACUUUAUUUCAGACCUUAGGUCCAUUUGAAAAAUAAAGAAGAAUAACAACAUUACACAUAUAAAUACAUAUCACAAUAACACUUUAUUUAAAUAAAUGAUCGCAUGCAUAACACACAUUGUUGUGAUAAUCUUAUAAUACAUUGCAACUUAAUUUGUGUAUUCUUUUUUUUUCUCUUGAAAUUGUAAUGUCGUUUUUUUUAUCAGUGAUUGUCGCUGUAGGUGGAGGACCAAUCAGACAGCAGCUGUUUUGGCCACGUGCAAACUUUACGCCUUACUAUAUUUAGCCUGUAUGUUUCAUUUUAAGGAAUACAAAAUGUACACAUAAUGCACAUACACGUAACGGCUCAGUAUAAACAGGUUCUAACAUUGACUCAGGUGUGGUUUGUGUACUGAACACACACACAAGACGACCACUUCAACUAGUUUUUGUUUGAGGAUGUUUUGUUAUGGUUUCUUUGCACCUCAGGAAAAACAGAUGACUGGAGGUUUAGGUGUGUGACGGGCUUUUGUUCUUUUUCCAUUUUACACAAAUUCCCAAAGUGAACACCAUCGACAGUGACUGAGUACUGUAAAUGAGGGUGGGCUGUGUGUUUGUGUGUGUGUGUGUGUGUGUGUUCUCUGUCAUCAAAACACACGCACAUGGUGGCCCCUAGUGUAACAAUGAGCAAAUAGCAACUUGAAAAAAGCAGUAUAAGAAAUGACCACUUUAAGUGAUUAUAUUUUAAUGUAGGACAUAUUUUUUCUUGAUCUCCAUAUUAUGCUUCAUUUUGGUCCAUUCAGUACCCCACUGUAGUUACUGCCUUAUAGUAGAGGAGCUGUGGAUAUAAGAAAAGCAGUGCGGAAACUUAAGAUAUUUCUAGAUACUAGUAAGCAUUGUGUCCUUUUGUUUCAGAAACACUUUUAUAAGACUCUUUGGGAUUUGCAUAUAAAGGUUUACUCAAAUGUCAAGUGGCACCUCAGUUAUUUUUGAUUCAAAGUUGUGUCACAGUUGACUUAUACUUGAGCCAUGACCUAACUGAGCAUCAGUGUCUUUAAACGAGCCUUCCUGUAAGACUGAAUUUAAUUGCGAUUAGUUGCUGUGAGGCUUUUCUCGCCUUCUACAGCGACUGAUACAAAGUUUAGCAUUAUGUUUUAGCAGUAUAACCUCAAUAAAGCAAUAUAUCAAUAUAUUUAUAUAUUAUUAAGUAGGUCACGUCAGCCGGUUUAAGGACACUUGAGGUGUUAAAUUAGAUUUUAUGAUUGUUUAACUUUGUAUUUUGUAAUUGUUGAGCCCAGUAUGUUUUGCUUAAUAUUUUUCUGAAUUGUCAAAUAGAUUGUUUCUGUUGAUUGUCACUGAAUCUGUACAUGAUUAAUUGAUAUCUUACAGUUUAUAGGAGUCAUCAAUGCUGCAUGUGAAGCAGCAUUUUGCAAUUGGGCAUAUUAUUAUGCCACAUGAGACUGCCUGGAUGAAAACGAACUAAACCUAAACUAAAGUCUCAUUUUUAGCCAAAAUGCAAAUGUGACUAAGGUUUUCUUUCAACCCUCAGCUGGUAAGCCAUUAGCAUGACUGUGUGCACUCUUCUUCCUCAAGUUUUUUUAAACAGCAGGGGAUAAAAGUACGAAGCCGUCUGGUUUUUUUUCUCCAACAGAAAUCCUGAACUUAGACUGUUAGUUUCCAUCCCACCACAUGUCAUCCAAAAGGAAGCGGCAGGUAGAUUAAACUCUCCAUCCACCUCUCAUAAAUAUAAUAACUUAACAUCCUGCACAUCUCAGAUGAUCUUGGUAUUAUGUGACAACUUGGAUAUGUCAUCCACAUGCAGGUUGCUGUAUGCAGCUCCAGAGAUUGGUGACUUGUUUGUCUGCUUUGAGGGGAAAUGCUAAUGCUCCAAAGAGGCCCACCACUAAAAUUAACAUGAAGACGAACGGUGUGAUGCCUUAAUGAAGAUGUCAUGAAUAUUUAAGCGUAAAAUACAGUAAAUCUUCCCGCCUGAUUUUUUACUUUUCACUGUCUUCCAUCUUUCUGAACGCCUUUAUAAUAACCCUACUCCUCAUAGUAAUAAUGAUAACAAAUGUCAGCAGCUUCUUAUCCUGGUGGAGGUUGGAUCAAUUUAUUUAGCAUUUUAGAGAAAUAUUUCAGCGGACUUCAUGCGGCACCAUGAAGCAUCUUGUCUGACAUGUGAUGUGGUUUCUAGCAAUAAUGCGGCGUGGCACCCAACAUGGAGACGUUGCUCUGGGUCGUUGUUGUACGAUGGUUUGGUUCUCGGAUGAGCAUAAACUGGUGACUGAUUACCGCAUAUACUGUGUUAGCUUCCUAUAGUGAUCUACUGUACACGUAAUUGGAAUAAAAUGAAGGAUUGUC